AUGACUUGCGAAUCUUGCAUGGUCAACUUCGAGCCCGACACCCUCUUCUGGGGGCGUUGGGAGGGGAAGAAGAGGUUGUAUAACCACGUGAACUACACGGACUGCAAGCCCAAGACUUGCGAAAAAGGAAAGUGUGGAGAGUUAAACCCCGUAGACUCCGACGACAGCGACAAGCGUCCUCGAUUCCGAGACAAGUUACUGGAAGAGGCAAACACCCUCUCGGUCGGCUGGGUUGGCGCAGGGUUCAACAUAGCGCGUGGGUGUGCUGUACUGAUAGAAUUGGAUUAGGGUUCCCAACCCCGCCGUGGGUGUGGGCAGGGUUAUACCCGUAAUUUUGUGCUAGGGAGGCAAUGAGGCGAUGUUUCGCGUCGAAGACACCGUACAUACCUUUCCAUUGAUGUAUUGGUUUGCAUACAAACACGAAAAACGGAAGAAAGCGCUAGUCUAUUUCAUAACACGCAACACGCAUGUCUCACCCCGGAAGUAACGCCGUUGGUCUCCCACGACAAACGGGCAUUUGGCAAGGCAGCAAAUUGCAAGAAUUAGGUGUGGUGAAAUGCUCGCAACGAUCGGCCAUCGAAGCAAUAGAGGGUGCGCGGGCGACAAAACAAACGUUGCGGGUAGUCUGCUCCCAGGUCCGCUACAUAUAUGCUCUUCGCCCUCGUUCCCGAUGGCAACUUAGAUGCAAUAAGGUCGUCGUCAACCUCAGGUGAGGAGUGAAUUGUCGAUACAGUCCCUUCUACGUGUCGCGUUAUAUCAACUGUUCCGCUUAUGUAUCAUACGGCCAAUGCCUCCUCGCGCCCCGGGGUGAGUAUUUAACAACGAUACGUCAACGGCGCCACCGACUGACUGUCAUGAACGCCGGAUUUACAUCCUUCAUAUGUAAAAGGUUGCGAACUCCCCCGGUGCUAGGUGAAGUGCAAGCACUAACGCUGCUUUUCGCAUUCAAGAGUCGGACACGACCUUCUAAUUUGUCUUCGUACUUUUCCUGGACGCUCCCGACCCAGCCCCGAAACCGUCCCUAACCCUUUUGGCCCUGCGACUCUUGUCUUGUCGGCCCUCAGGGUUACCGAUUGAGUGCGUAACAACGCCGGGGCGCCCCUUACUCCCUUCCGGCCUCCCUUUUUUCGGGGCUUGCGAUGGGUUCCUCGUCUUCGAGCCACCGCUCGGGUCAUGCAAGUGGAACUUGACGAGCUUGUCAACUUCUGCCUGAAUCUCGAGAGCCUUGGCAAACGGUACCGUCCUAAAAAUUUCGCCGACGUUGUCCUUACUCCUUGCCAUCAUGGUCGCGUACGCUCUGCGCUGGUCGGACGCUUGCCGUUCCUCAGCGGCCAGCGCUGGACGUUCUGAGGGGUGAACGCCUUCCUCGCGUUGUUCUGGUCGUCGAAUGUUGGGCCCCAGUAGUUGUGGUCGUCACCUGCGACACAUCCGUCCCACCCGUUACCGUGCACCGUGUUGUCCAACACCCUGGAAACGGUCCAUGGCUCAUCGCUGCCGUCAGGUGACUUCCUCCACCGGUUAUGUACGCUGUUACCGUCGAAGUCGUGACGAAGCAAAACUC
Ectocarpus siliculosus is the source of this 1561-nucleotide messenger RNA. NCBI's taxonomy places the organism in Eukaryota, Phaeophyceae, Ectocarpales, Ectocarpaceae. The record is from the annotation of a GenBank genome assembly.